GGGUGGGCGGGGCGGCGGGGGCUCCGGGAGCUGGGCCGGGGGCGGGCCUCCGCCUGCUUCUCCAGAACCCUGAGAGCGCCCGGCACCGCGGCCGCCGACGCAGCAGCCGCCUCCGCUCGUCAACCCCGAGGCGCGCGGGUUCCCGGGCGGCCCCGGCGGGCGCGGCGAGAGGACGCGCCAGGCGGCGCGGGGCGGGCCGCACGCGCCCCCGGCCGCCCCCCGCCCGCGCGCGGACCGGCCCAGCGGAGCCCCGGCGCGGGGAAGCGCCGGCCGGGCGAGGGCGAGGGCGAUGCCGCGGUGACGGCCCCGCCAUGGCUAAGCCCGCGGCGACGGCGGCGGCGGCGUCGGAGGAGCUGAGCCAGGUGCCGGACGAGGAGCUGCUGCGCUGGAGCAAGGAGGAGCUGGCGCGGCGGCUGCGGCGCGCCGAGGGCGAGAAGGUGGGCCUCAUGCUGGAGCACGGCGGCCUGAUGCGCGACGUGAACCGGCGGCUGCAGCAGCACCUGCUGGAGAUCCGCGGCCUCAAGGACGUGAACCAGCGGCUGCAGGACGACAACCAGGAGCUGCGCGAGCUCUGCUGCUUCCUCGACGACGACCGGCAGAAGGGGCGCAAGCUGGCGCGCGAGUGGCAGCGCUUCGGGCGCCACGCGGCCGGCGCCGUGUGGCACGAGGUGGCCCGCUCGCAGCAGAAGCUGCGCGAGCUCGAGGCGCGCCAGGAGGCCCUGCUGCGCGAGAACCUGGAGCUCAAGGAGCUGGUGCUGCUGCUGGACGAGGAGCGCGCGGCACUGGCGGCGACGGGGGCCGCAAGCGGUGGCGGCGGCGGCGGGGGCGGCGCCGGCUCCCGCAGCUCCAUCGACAGCCAGGCCAGCCUGAGCGGGCCGCUGUCGGGUGGCGCGCCCGGCGCGGGGGCCCGCGACGUGGGCGACGGCAGCAGUACGUCCAGCGCGGGCAGCGGCGGCAGCCCCGACCACCACCACCACGUCCCACCCCCGCUGCUGCCCCCCGGGCCGCACAAGGCCCCCGACGGCAAGGCAGGAGCCACACGUCGGUCCCUGGACGACCUGUCGGCGCCGCCGCACCACCGCAGCAUCCCCAACGGCCUGCACGAUCCCUCAUCCACCUACAUCAGGCAACUGGAGAGCAAAGUGAGGCUGCUGGAGGGUGACAAGCUCCUUGCACAGCUGCCCCGCCCCUACGGCCGCCCGAGAAGCUGGCUUCAGCAGGCAGGCUCCGGAGAGUUCCGCACGCUGCGGAAAGGCUUCUCGCCCUACCACUCGGAGUCCCAGCUUGCGUCCCUGCCGCCCUCCUACCAGGACUCCCUGCAGAACGGCCCGGUCUGCCCCGCACCUGAGCUGCCCUCGCCCCCCUCUGCUGGCUACAGCCCUGCAGGACAGAAGCCCGAGGCUGUCGUGCAUGCCAUGAAGGUCCUGGAGGUACACGAGAAUCUGGACCGGCAGCUCCAGGACAGCUGUGAGGAGGACCUGAGUGAGAAGGAGAAGGCCAUCGUUCGCGAGAUGUGCAACGUGGUCUGGAGAAAGCUGGGAGAUGCAGCCAGCUCCAAGCCCUCCAUACGGCAGCACCUGUCUGGGAACCAGUUCAAGGGGCCUUUGUAGGGCCACUCUUCUGUGGACGUGGACUGGCCCUGCUGGGGGUCCCCAGGGGGAGUUUCAGGCCCCAGACACGGGCAGGACCUCCAGCCCAGCCCCUGUCUUCUUCCUCUGUGGUGAACUGUACAUAGGACGCUGCCCGCCCUGGCCCAGCUGCCAUGGGUCCGAUGCACUGGCCCAAGCCGCCAUCUCCCGCCUCAUACACCAGCAACCUGGGAAGACAAGACACUGCGACCGUUCCUGCAGCAGAGCGGCCCGGACGCCUCAUUCCCUCUCUGGGCCCUGGGCCCUGGGCUCCAUGAGCAAGAGGCUGCAGGCUGCUUCAGAGAUCCAGCCUGGGAACUGUCCAGGCUCCUGUGUCCUGCCUGGGAUGGAGGGGCCACUCAUCAAACCCUCUACUCCCUGGCUGCCACCCACACUGGACAGAGACCACUACCUGGGUCUUGACGCAGGUGGCACCACUUCUUGCCCACAUGCCGUGGCCUGGCCCCAGGCCCCCCAAGCACUGGGUCCCCGGCAUGUGGACAAGGCCACUCACCACGUCUGUGGCUGGCUGGAGGCUGCCCUGGGCCCUUCCUGUGACCCUCAGCCUUGGAGCUCAGGGUGCCCUCACACCUGGGGAUCUGUGCUCAGCCACCCGAUGCCCGCUGCUCCUUGCUUUUGGAGGUCAUCCCCCUCCCCCACAGUCUCUGCAAUGUCCCCCUGCCACCCUGUCCAGGCUAUGCCCUUCUUGGGCUCCUCCUGCCCCAUGCCUGAGGCACGUCCCUUUUUGUGGUUUACAUGACAGGCCAGUAACAGGAAGGGCCUGGGGAGAGUUUCUGGGCUGAGCCACAUGUGAUUUUCCUGAUGGGCAGCACUGGGCCACAGCUGGGGCUCUGGUUGGCUGUGACCUCCCCCAGGGCCUGGCUGCAUCUUGGGUCCCUGUGGACAGAGCUGUCUGGGCUGCAGAUGAGAGUUCUGUUCUUUUUGGGAAGGAGCGGGUCUGGCCAGGUUCUGCCUUUAGUUUGUGGUGUGACCUUUAGCAGUUCACUCAGCCUCUCUGGGCUCUUGGUGGAAACAGGUCUCUGAGGUUCCUUUUCGGCCAUGCUUAUGGCUCCAGGUCAUCCAGCGCCACAGGGCAGGGGUCCUCACUGAGGGGGCGUGAGCCAACAGCCGACGGCUGAGGGCGGGCCAGGUGGAGCUGAGUUCCGCUGCCUUGCAGUCGCUGCGCGUGGACAGUUGCCUCCCCACUCUGAGCCCGUGUCCUCAGUAGUAAAACGGGCAGCAUAAGGCCCUCCUCACAGGAUUCCGGGCAUCGAGUGAGAUCUUCAGUGUAUAUGACCAUGUAUAAACUGUAAAGUGCAAUAGAAAAUUGUGUGUGUGAGGAAAGUAAGGCCUAGAGGGGGUGAUGUGUGGCACAUGACAGGGGAGAUCCCACAGCUGCAGCGCGGGGACAGGCCGCUUCCCCACAUCCGCUCAUGCCACUGUAAGCAGCCCUAGCUCUUGAGUCCAGGACCUCACCAGGUCCUCAUCAGACUCCUGUGCUCUUCCAGGGGGUGCUCAGAGCCCCACCUGAAGAGCCCAGAGAGGCUGUCUUCCUACCCAGCAGGUCUCACGCAGGCCCAAGGCUGGGGAUGCAGGCAAGAGGAGGGAGAUGGCCGCCCUGUCCCUCUCCCUAGCUGGCAGCUCUAUUCUGAGCAGUUCUUGCUGCCCGUUUGCUCUCAGGGGAAAGGCUCACGCCCCCCAUCUUAGCCCCAGGGGGGUAAGUGGGUGCUGGUGAUGGGACGGUGUGGCACUCCUGCCGUGGGUGUUGCCAGGAGGCUCUUUGGGAAGGAGUGCCGCCCAGUCAGGUGGUGCGCUCCCGGUCACUAGGGGUGUACACGUGAAGUUGGGUGAACACCUGCUGCUCAUGGUACCCAGUGAUUCUUGCCCGAGUGGGCAGCUGAGCAGAGGCCCCUCUGGGUCUUGCAGUCCAAAGAACCGCAGAGUAGCCCAAGGGGUGUGGGUCCAUUUUGAGUGGCAGCCAAGUCUGGGAGCCCCUGUGCAUCAUGUUUGGGUCAGGUUGGCUUGGCCACCACUGAAAUAAGCAAUAAGUACGGGCUCCUGGUACCUGCGGAUCUCCUGCAAACAGGCCCAGAGAACAGCCUUGAAGCCACCUUUCCCCUCAAGGGGACUGACGCUGUCUUUAAUGCUGCAGUGGCAUCCAGGGAUCAGUGGAACGGUGCUUUGAGAACCCUCCUGCUGUUACGGAGGCAGCACAAAGCUGGUGACCCCUGAGCCAACACGGCACUGGGAUGGCUUUCUAGGACAGAACCCUGUCGGCGACAGUCACGUCUCAAACUAAUAGCUGAUUUUAAAAGCCAGCAGCAGCGACGCCAUGUACCUGAGUACAGGUGGCAGUUGCAGAGCCGUGGGCUGUAGAGGGUCAGAUGGGGCUUCCCACAGGGGAAAUCUGGGCGUGCUGCAGCUCAGGGUGACUCCCAGCUCUGUCACUAGCAGGGCGACCCCUUCCUUCUGGAGCCUUAGCUCUGAAAGCCCCCAGUGGGGGUGCCCUUUCAGAUGCCCCGUUUCCAUUUCAAAGGCUCUGAUUCUUGAUCUUGAAGCCGGACGCGGCACUGGCACUCGGCUUCAGUUUCCACUGUGACAGACGGAGGUCUCCUUUCGCCCCAGCCCAGGCGGCCAAGCCCAUCCCGGCCUCAGAACAUGCUGAGCACAUUUUAUAGGGUGGCACCUUUUUAUCCAAGUUACUAGCUACACAUCAGUGUUUAAAGAGAAAAAAGUGACCUUUCAUUUUUUUUUUUUUUUCUUGAAACUUGAGGAAACAAGAUACAUACUACUGAUUUUUUUUUUCUUUUCUUAAAACUAAAUGCAUGACUGCAGAGCGGUAGAGGUGUAUAUUUUUCAUACUGUGGGGCAAAGUAUUUGUGCUGCUUUUUGGAGAUGGACUGGAACGUCUGGUUUCUGUCCCCGGGCCCGGCAGCUACGUCUAUUUUCUGUAGAAGGUGCCACAGUGAGACCCGGAGCCACCCCUUCCUGCCCUGGCGCCGUUUAGAGCUGGGAGCCCGUGGACUCCCGGCCUGUUUCUACCUUCUAUUCAACCACUCUGAUGUGGGGAGACAAGAAGAAAUAGAACUUUUUGAUAGUGUGGUAAAAACAUUGAUUUGAACUAUUUUAGUAAAAGGAGUAACAAACAAGAUUGUGAUAGUGUCUACUUUGAGCUAGAUAAAUAAAGGCCUCUUUGUGAGCCUC
Molecule: messenger RNA, 4832 nt
Organism: Gorilla gorilla gorilla (western lowland gorilla)
Lineage: Eukaryota; Metazoa; Chordata; Mammalia; Primates; Hominidae
Gene: CCDC85C
Product: coiled-coil domain containing 85C
Exons: 7
Coding region: 312-1610 (432 amino acids)
Cellular component (GO): apical junction complex
Source: RefSeq, a predicted model, not a curated record